AUGGAGGAGCCGCAGCGGGGCGGCACCGGCCUCAACAGCGGCAGCGACGACGACGGCUUCGACACCGAUGAGUGGGCCGCACUCGCGCGGGUAUUGGGCGACGCGUCCCCCGGCGACAGCGACGACGAAAGCAACGGCGACGGCGGCGGCGCUUGGUCAGAUGCUGACCUGGACGUCGAGGACGCCGCCCUCGACCCCUGGGCUGAUGAUGAUAUGGAUCUGCCCGAUGAGCCGCCCCGCACGCGCGCAGAGGCGAAGCAGCAGAUGUACGCUGAGCUGGAGGCCGCAUACGGCCCCCACUACGCGGCAUCGGACGUGCGGCUGUACGUGAAGCGGCGGCAGCACAACGCGGCGCGGCGGCGGCCGGCGCAGCGGGGUGGCUUCCCGAUGAACGACGCGCUGCCAAGGGAGGCGACUUUCGGGAAGCUUGGCGGGCGUUUCAGGGAUGUAGUACUGCACGAGCGCAGCACUGCGCUGGCGGCCUCCCUCCAGGUCAGCGCGCCCCUGGCGGCGCGGCUCUACGAGGCUGUCCCCUACCUGCUGACUAGGACGACCCUGGAGGUCGCACUCCAGAUGCGGUCCGCCGCGCGCGCUCUGGGGGCGGACGCGGCGGAUGUGGCCGCGCAGGUGGGCGCCGCGCGCGACGCCCUGCAGCGCGUCGCGCGGGCCGGCGGCCAAUGA
Messenger RNA from Monoraphidium neglectum, 681 nucleotides. RefSeq lists its product as hypothetical. The record is from RefSeq and is a predicted model, not a curated record. Bases 1 to 681 code for a protein of 226 amino acids. Lineage: Eukaryota; Viridiplantae; Chlorophyta; Chlorophyceae; Sphaeropleales; Selenastraceae. The transcript has 3 exons.